Necator americanus (New World hookworm) is the source of this 564-nucleotide messenger RNA. RefSeq lists its product as uncharacterized. The coding region runs from base 1 to 564 and encodes 187 amino acids. The transcript has 2 exons. NCBI's taxonomy places the organism in Eukaryota, Metazoa, Nematoda, Chromadorea, Rhabditida, Ancylostomatidae. The record is from RefSeq and is a predicted model, not a curated record.
AUGGACGACAGAUGGAUGCACAACAAGGCCAACACCGCCUACACUUCGCAACGCAACCUUCUUUCUAUGAAUGACGAGUGGAGCGGCAUUCAUCUGUCAUACGUCGCUCCUUUCGCUGUUGGUCUCUUGCAGGGCAAUUACGUGGAGUUUUAUGCGUUCUGCAGCUCCGAGAAGGGGAUGCAGGUCAGCGCCUGUGGACACUAUGCUCGCGUUGCAAGUAUACAAUGUGAGACUGUCUCCGUAGCGAUUAACAAACCUAACAACUGUUCCUUAACAAACCUUGUGUUGCCUAGUUCCAGAAUCAAAGACGCCCUGAGCAACCUGAGACUUGAUCUCGCAUACUGUCCGACGUCUGAGACGGCAAGGCCCAGUGUGCAGGGUAGUGAGGCAGUGAAUAUGCUGGAGUGGCAAAAAGACUUUCCCCAAACUAAGCAGCCCUGCCACGCUUGGGAGACUCUGCCGGACGACGAGCCUCCGCUGUGUAUUGCAGUUCGUCACCUCCACUAUGAGGCGCUAAACCGUCGUGGAGGGUUUGCGAGUAUGAGCCGGCUUAAUUUCUUCUAA